GAAAAGAUAGAAAAAUUACAAUGUCAUAUGAAGAGAAAAAGGAGGAUUUAAAGGAGGAAGAUGAUGAAUCGUCAGAUAAAGCAGAAAAAAAGAUGGAAGAAUAUGAUGAUUACAUGGAGGAUAUUAUAGAAAAUUACAUGAAUUACGAGGAACAUGAAGUAUCGACACGGAUAUAUGAGAGAUUCUUAGAUAAAAACAAGAAGAAAAGAACGACGAUAGAAGAAAAUAAAAGAGAAAUAUUAGAUCGAGCGUGGCCUACGGAGAAAAAUACAAUGUAUCAUUUGGGCGGCACUAGAUUUUGGCAACUCGACUUUGUUACAGAAUCGUCAGCUGUUUUUAACACUACGAUUUUAACAACUACGUUUUUAACAACUACGAUUGACAAAACUAUCGGCGUAUCGAUUACUAAAACCACUUGUUUCGACGUUGUUCUUAAAAACGAAAGAAACGCCGAGAUAAAGUCUAAUACGCGUUAUCGCAAACGAAAUAUUUAUAAUGAUGGGAGGAGAAAGUACAUUUCUAUCCGAAAGCGAAAUGCUAGUCUUAAAAAUGUAACGGGAAAAACUACGUCUCGUCAAAAUUACAAACUAAGAACGAGGCAAGCCAGCAUGAUGGCGAAGAAACCAAAGCAUGAAUCGCAAAAGUUGCAUGAUCCGAAUUGUUACAAGCGAAAUUUCGAAGGAAAAAUAAGGGAAAAAAUAAAAUUUAAUGAUUUCCCGCUUACUGAUGAUGAGAAUUCAAUAACAGCGAAGAGCCGCAAGCUAUGCGGUAUUAACGCGAAUAAAUCGAAGCAUCCAAUUGCCAAGCACAAAGAUGUUGCAAAUAAACGGAAAAAGAAGCAACUAACAAAAUCGCGAACGUUACACGAUAUUAAUUUACAUUCUUCUCAUAACAAGGAUAAUCGUAUCGUAAAUAAAAAAAAUGAACAUCAUAAGACAACUACGAAGCGAUAUUCUCAAAUAAAGAUUGUGGAGAACAGCAAGAAGAAAGAUGAGAAAAUGACGCAUUGCAGUUUCAUUGAUCGUAAAAAUAAAUCAGUAUCUGUGUCGGACGAGAAGAGAGUCCAUAACUGUUUCAAUUGCAUUUGUGAUAUAAUGAAUAUAAUUAACGGUAUACGAUCUAUACUUGAGAGAAAAAGCUUUUCGUUGGAUGAGAUUAAAGCGCUUAAUUGCAGCGAAUAUAAAGAGAUCCAGAAUAAAAUAGUGAUUUCGAUGGACUCUGAUAUGGAGGAAGCCAGAGAGUUUCCACAAUCGCGUUACAAUAUCGAAUCGCUGAAAGGCCAGAAAUACAUCAAACUGGAAGAACUGGAGAACGACUUCAAAAGCGACUCGGACUUUGACAAUGAUCACGAUAUUAUUUCAUUACCCGGCCUUAAUCUCAAUUUACCCUGCAAUCAAGAUGGCGGUGGUAUCACUUGGCUGUCAAGUGUUAGCAGGCCGAGUUAUACGUGGAAAAGAACGGAUGGUAUCGCACUCUUCGGCUUCGUGGCGGAAAAUGGCGAUUUGGAAUUACGAAACGUAAACGCGAAAGAUACAGGGAAUUACACGUGCAUCAUGACUUACAUGAGCCCCGAUAAUGAGGAACCCGUGGAGACCACUUACGAGAUCCAUUUGCAAGUUGUCACGCUGCCAAAAUAUAUCGUUCGUGGGGAAAAUUGUUAUCAUACGCGGUCUUGCGACGAAAGUGACUUGGACGUGCUGGUGACGUAUCUACCCCUAAAAUUGAACAGCGUAAUAUGCGAAGCGGACAUCUGUAAUGCUUACGUCUUAACGCCAUCUUGCUCUCGAAGUCAAAUGACGGUAAAUGUUCUGCUAGUGCCAUCUCAUAUCGUCAGACUGAUGGCGAUCGAUCUCAAACAUUGCAAUGUCUUUUGUCUCAAAGCUAUCCAGAAUAAACUGUCGCUGAUAUUGAGUGAAAAUUUGCGAAUCUUCCUUGGGAAAACUCUGAUUUUCAGAUUGCCGCAUUACGAGCAGAGGCUGGUCCCGAGCACCGAAAAGUCGUCGUUUGCCAGGUGGAAGAGGGGAAAGACCGACGCAAACGUAUUUGGCGACAGAUCCAGCAAUGUCGGUUUGUUCUCCAGUUGUCCGGCGGGAUACGGUCUUCGUGAUGCACAUUGCGUUCCUUGUAGCGUGGGCACUUACAGCGAGGACGGGAUGUCGCACUGUAAAAAAUGCCCGACCGGAACGUAUCAGCCGAAUCACGGCGCCAGAGUUUGUCGUACGUGCACUAAUCCACUGACGAAAGGGUGUCACAAUAUGCUCUGGAAUUCUUUCUCCGCAGUAAUGGUAACUUUGGCGAGCAUUGGCGUGAUGGUAUCGAUAUGUUUGCUAGUGCUGUGGUUAAUCUGCUGCGCCAAAAAGAAGCUCUUUGUAAAGAAAAUAGCUAGUAUCAAGGAAGACGCGUUUGAACGAGAGGUACCCGUGGAGGGACAACCAUUAAUUAAGAAUGCGAGUGGAGACGAGGAUCAGCAGUGGGAUAGAGCUACGAAGAAAAAGGGGAAGUUUUAUAUAAAUAAAAAACGGCGAAAACAAAACGAAAAAAGGAAACACGACAAGACGCACGUGCAAGAAGAUGAAUGGGGAUCGCAUCGUGUGAAGAAUGCCCCAAUUAUUAACCCAGAGUCUUAUCGAUCUCAUGAAGAUUAUAAUAACCAUUAUCCAAAACAAUCAUAUCGUAAAGGACCUCGACUACCAGAAUAUGAUUUUGAUACAUGAUAAAGAUAUACGUGUAUAAGAAAACGUACUGCGAAUAACGCGGAGGAUUACAUAGUUUUACGAUAAAAGAAGCUUGUAAGAUAUUUUAGGCUUGAUCACUAAUUGAAGAACUAUGUAAUAUUUACCCAGUUAUGCACGCACUUACUUUUAAGAUAUACCUAUUAAAUAGUGCAUUAAUUAUUGAAUAUCUAUUGUAUUAGAGAAAAUAUAUGUUAUAAAUAAAUGUUAUACAUAAAUAAGGAGUUGAUUCCAAAAUUCCAAAUUAAUUCAAUCAAAAACCAAAU
This is a messenger RNA of Pogonomyrmex barbatus (red harvester ant), 2998 nucleotides long. RefSeq lists its product as uncharacterized. Gene Ontology annotation, molecular function: ubiquitin-like protein ligase binding. Lineage: Eukaryota; Metazoa; Arthropoda; Insecta; Hymenoptera; Formicidae. The record is from RefSeq and is a predicted model, not a curated record.